Messenger RNA from Tachysurus fulvidraco (yellow catfish), 1676 nucleotides. RefSeq names its product arylamine N-acetyltransferase, pineal gland isozyme NAT-10-like. Gene Ontology annotation, molecular function: acetyltransferase activity. NCBI's taxonomy places the organism in Eukaryota, Metazoa, Chordata, Actinopteri, Siluriformes, Bagridae. Bases 301 to 1173 code for a protein of 290 amino acids. The record is from RefSeq and is a predicted model, not a curated record. The transcript is spliced from 3 exons.
AAAACUUGAAAUAAGGAAAUGCUUUCGGGGGAAAAAAUCGGAAUGCAAUUUUCACGGUUUCAGAAAGUUUCUUUUGUCAUCACGAUCAACUCGAUGCAGCAUUCUGAGCUCUUUACUCGAAUUUAGUUGACUUCCGGUUUUUAAACCCGGAAGCUUGAAACUUCAUCUGAUUACAUUCAUCUGAUCUCCUCCCAGACCUGUGGGCAAGAACUAACAAUAUUCUACAUUAUUCACCAAGAACUGACAUUAUUCUACAUUAUUCACCAAGAUUCGGCUGUGCUUUGUUUUUGCAGGAACAUAAUGAAUCUGCAGGAAUACUUCAGAAGGAUCGGGUUUGGCGGCGUGUACGAGAAACCCGACUUGGCCACGCUCCGCACCGUCCACCAGCUGCACGUGAUGAGCGUCCCCUUCGAGAACCUCAGCAUCCACUGUGGAGAGCGGAACACCAUGGACCUACAGAUCAUUUAUGAGAAGAUCGUGAGAAACCGUCGUGGAGGAUGGUGCUCUGAAAACAACCUUCUUUUCUCCUGGGUGCUGAGAGAGAUGGGUUACAAAUACACCACACUUGGUGCUAAAGUCUUCAACACGCUCAAAAAUGACUUUAAUCCCAUGGAUUCCCAUCUCAUUAACAUGGUGGAGAUCGAAGGCAAGCCGUAUGUAGCUGAUGUGAGUUUUGGAAUGUCGUACCAGAUCUGGUACCCGUUAGAAAUGAUUGCAGGUAAAGAUCAACCACAGCCAUCAGGGAUCUUCCGCCUGCUGAAGGACGGUGAGACUUGGAUGCUGGAGAAGACCGGAAGGAAGCCGGUGGUCCAGAAUGAAGCCUUCGCCAGUUCCAGCCUCGUCGACAAACGGCUGACGAAAACGAUACACUCAUUCGUAUUAACGCCACGUGGGAUUGAUCAUUUCCUGAACACAAGUGAGUACCUGCAGACCAGCCCCGAGUCUCUGUUCACCCAGAAAUCCAUCUGUUCCCUCCAGACCCCAUCUGGGUUCAGAGCUCUGAUUGGUUGGACCUACAGUGAAGUCACUUUUAACCCUGACGAAGACACGGACAUCAUCGAGAUGAGAGAUGUAGCUGACAGUGAGAUAGAGACUAUACUAAAGCAUAGGUUCAACAUCGUUUUAGCUAAUAAACUAAUGCCAAUAAAUAACAAAGCUUCAUAUAGACUAUAAGGCAUUUAUAUCACACAUAUCUAAAUAUCAUAACUUAGUUUUAAAUACUAACGGGCAUUCUGAAUUUUCAGUGCUUACUUAUCUCCUCUCUUAUCAUCUGGCCAUCUGACUAUAGUCUCGUCCACUGGACUUGAUCUGGAUCUGGCACUUAAUUUUUAGAGGGCUGGGGAUUUCUGAAUAAUUAGCCCCAAAUCUACAAUAAUGCCCAGUCAACCACAGGCAACAACAAAGCUUCAAUUAAACUAUAGAACAUCUCAAAUGAUUUAGCGGUUUUAGUUGAUGUCCAACAUGAAAUUUUCUAGGUAUAAAUCUUGGAAAAAAUAAAAAAAUCAUAGAAAAUGUUACAAUCAUGGUACCAUCACUACUGACUCCAGUAUGUCUUAUAGCAUCACUCCGAGACUGAAAUAAAGUGUAUUAUUAAUCAUCUCUAUGUUACCAUUACUACUGACUCCAGUAUGUCUUAUAUUAUCACUCCGAGACUGAAAUAAAGUGUAUUAAUCAUC